CAAAAAGUGACAUAACUUUCACAACAUGAACAUAACCUAGAAAACCAACACAAAACACAAAAAUGCGUCUAAUAAACUUAUUUAAAUCGUUAACACUUACCUCUCAAGUGAAAAUCAUACGUUUAAGUUCUGAUUACGCGCCAAAAGCUCUUCGCAGCUUGAAGGCAAAGUCUACGCGGAAUACGGUGCAAUAUUACGUUGAUUCCUACCGGGUUCGUGCUGUCGGUGGCUCUGGUGGAGAUGGUUGCAUAUCCUUCCUCAGUGCGUGGUGUAAGGACCACGCCGGGCCUGACGGAGGCGAUGGCGGGAACGGCGGACAUGUUAUAUUUCAGGCUACGUACUCCUGCAAGAGCCUGAACCACUGCAAGUCGGUGGUGCAGGCUGCUCACGGAGAGAAGGGUUACAAUAAGGACUGCUGCGGCAAAAACGCUCAGCACGUAGUCGUGCCUGUGCCUCUAGGUACUAUAAUCCGCGACGCUUCCGGCCGCGUAGUGGGUGACUUGAACUCGGAAGGCGUGAUGUUCGUGGCGGCGCGCGGUGGCUCGGGCGGCAGGGGGAACAAGUUCUUCCUCACUGACACUGAACAGGCUCCUAGUGUAGCGGAAUUAGGUGCAGUCGGUGAAACUAACGUGUAUACUUUGGAAGUUCGCUCCAUGGCGCAUAUAGGACUCAUCGGCUUUCCUAACGCUGGUAAGAGCACGUUACUCCGAGCGCUGACUCGCGCGCGGCCUACCGUGGCGCCCUACCCCUUCACCACGCUACGCCCACAUAUCGGCAUGGUGCCGUACGAUGAUUAUGAACAAGUAGCCAUAGCGGAUCUACCGGGUUUGAUUCCCGGCUCGCACAAGAACUACGGUCUAGGCAUCCAAUUCCUUCAACAUGCGGAACGUUGCAGGGGCCUUAUCUACCUACUUGACGCUACAAAUGACCCCGUCACUCAGUAUAACACUCUAUCCUACGAGUUACAACAGUAUAAUGCUAAUUUCACCAACAGAAAGGCUUGUGUUGUCAUAAACAAAAUAGAUUUAGAUGAAGGGAGAAGGGUUUAUGAUGAAAUUAAGACAUCUAUGGAUGUUAUAGGUAUAUCGGCAAAGACGGGACUCAAUUUGAGCGAGCUCUUGAGGGUAGUCAGGGAAAUGUAUGAUGGGGAAGAGAGAUGAAAAGUUAGGUUAUUUAUCCAAACUAAUAUUAUAAAUGCGAUGUCUGUUACGCUUUCACGUCUAAACCACUGAACGGAUUUAAAUAAAAUUUGGUACAGAGAUAAGAUAAGAACAUAUUCUUUCUCAAGGUCAGUUCUAUCUCAAAAAUCUCAAAAAUUCGGAAUUUUGAAGAAUUCUCUUGGAAACACGAUAUAACCGAACUCUACGCGGGCGAAAGCACAGAUUCUCGAAAGCUAGUAGUGAAAUAUUUUUGUUACCAAAAAGUUUUUAUGUGUUUUUGUCGUCUAUAGUCCAUUUGUAAGCGUUUAACCUUAGGAAAACAAACUUGGUGAGGACUUUUUAUGAAAAACGUAAUUAUAAAAAAAAAACGGCGAAGUGCGAGUUGGACUCGCGCACGAAGGGAAAUCACGUUUGUUGUUUGGGAGCCCUCCAAAAUACAAGCUGUUGAUUUGCAUCCGUGCCAUAUUCAA
Molecule: messenger RNA, 1630 nt
Organism: Helicoverpa zea (corn earworm)
Lineage: Eukaryota; Metazoa; Arthropoda; Insecta; Lepidoptera; Noctuidae
Product: mitochondrial ribosome-associated GTPase 2
Exons: 7
Coding region: 63-1160 (365 amino acids)
Cellular component (GO): mitochondrion
Molecular function (GO): GTPase activity; GTP binding; magnesium ion binding
Source: RefSeq, a predicted model, not a curated record